Bufo bufo (common toad) is the source of this 511-nucleotide messenger RNA. Its product is annotated as putative methyltransferase DDB_G0268948. Lineage: Eukaryota; Metazoa; Chordata; Amphibia; Anura; Bufonidae. The record is from RefSeq and is a predicted model, not a curated record. Bases 86 to 511 code for a protein of 141 amino acids. The transcript has 5 exons. Gene Ontology annotation, molecular function: S-adenosylmethionine-dependent methyltransferase activity.
CACAUGCUUCUGCCUGGGCUCUUAGGUUUGCCAGGAAGAGCAAGGUUUUUACGUUACAACUGCAACAGCCAAAGCAAAUAUCACCAUGGCAGUCGAAGUGUUCCAGAAGGCGACAUUCUCUUCUGUGUAUCAAAAAUAUAUGAUCCCGGUCUCCAACGAAAUCUGUAAUAUGAUUCUAUCCUACAUGAAGGCAAAAACAAAUGAGCAGCCCCUUGGAAUGCUGGUGGAUGUUGGCUGUGGGACUGGACGCUACAUUUUACCUCUAGCUCCUCACUUCGAGAAGGUCCUGGGAAUAGACAUUAGUGAAUCCCAAAUAAAUUUGGCUAAACAAAGUACAUCCGCAAACAAUGUGUCAUACAUGGUGGCUUCAGCGGAGAACUUACCUGUGAAGAAUGACUCUGUGGACCUGGUGCAUGCCGGACUUGCUGCACAUUUUUUUACAAUAGAUACGUUUCUCAGUGAGGCAUUUCGACCACUGAGAUUGAAUACAAGGAUUUGUCACGUGAUCUGA